This is a messenger RNA of Aureobasidium musti, 813 nucleotides long. The record is from the annotation of a GenBank genome assembly. Lineage: Eukaryota; Fungi; Ascomycota; Dothideomycetes; Dothideales; Saccotheciaceae.
CUACAAACCAAAAUGUCCAAACAAUCCUCUCAACGCUUGCCAGCGCCUUCUCUGUUUGUCGGACCGCCAUCACAUAAUGCCAGUAAUGCCUCUCUCACACGCGCAAACACGGAUACAUCGCAAAACUCUCGCAGCGUCCCGUCUUCUGCCAUCCCAGGCCCCUCAUCGCCGUCUCUGAACCACAAUACGUCACUGUCCAGAUCAAACACAGCAACAUCACGCCAAAACAAUGCUAGUCUAUCACGACAAAACACCAAUCUUUCGCGGCAGAAUACUCGCGAUGCGUUGACCCUGCAAUCCACACUUUCCGACAUCGAAUUGAGCGCCGGGUCUUCCGCACACGUAUUUGGGACGGGACAUGCAAAAGCAUUAGAAGAGUUGAGAGCUGCACAGGUGGAAUUGGCAAGAGCAUGGGGACAGACGGAUUCGGAAGAUGUGUCUACGUUGCCGACUAAGGAAGCUAGAUCCCCUGAUGCGGCGCAGCAAAGGAAUAGCAAAGAUGCUAGCAAGGAGGCUACGCAAGACAAGCAUCAGAGCAAUAAUCAUAAAGAGCAAGAAAAACAAGCAGAGCAGAAUGAGCGAAAGCUUUCGACAGCAACGACGUUGGAUUUGACGUCUGCGGCGAGGAGGAGAGAGGCUAGUGAUAAGUACUUUGCAGCCGUUAAAGAAGGUGUUGCUGAGGUAGUUCGGAAGUUGGAUGGCGUUGCUGAUGCCAUGAGAGAGGUUGAGAUGCAGAGUAGAGACAUUUGGGGUGACGAUGGCAAGGAGAGUAGUGAGAUGACAGAGAGCGAGUUCGGGAGUUUAAGCUCUUAA